GUGUGUGAAGUUUCAAUCCAUUCCCUUCAGUAGUUAUGGAGAUACCAGCUUACAUGCAAAAACUUAACCACAGGGACGCCGACGCCGACAAAUGGGUGACUGCAUUAGCUGGAUUAUUCUGCGAAUAGUCGAGCUAAAAAUAGAGAACUUUUAUACUGUGUUGCUUUUGUAUAUUCAUUUCCAAAAUGUCAACGCCACGGAAAAGACAUUUAUCGGCGACAUGCCAUAUUCCAUCGCCAAAAAGAAUUCGACGAGAACUGUCUAUAAGUGACAAAGUUAGAUUAAUAAAAGACGGCAAAACUUUGCCAAAACCUACAUUAAAAUCAUUGUCUGACAAAUAUGGCAUCGGAAAAUCUGCAGUUGGUGACAUUAUUAAACACAAACAAAGUUAUUUAGAAGGAUUCGAACAAAAUUGCAGUUCAAAGAAGCAAAGGAUUAACUAUAAGUGCAAAUAUACGGAUGUAAAUGAGAAAACGUUUGAAUGGUUUAAGCAAGCUAGGGGAAAGAACAUCCCUGUAUCAGGUCCGCUAAUUUGUGAAAAAGCAGCUUCUAUUGCCGAGCGCCUUGGAAUUGAGGACUUCAAGGCUAGUGAUGGUUGGCUCAACAGUUUUAGAAAUCGCCACAACAUUCAAUGGUUAAAAGUUUGUGGUGAAAGUGCCGAUGUAGAUCCGGAAGUAGCGACUGAAUAUAAGUUGCGCUUGCCAGAUAUGCUGUCUACGUACAAUGACAAUGACAUUUUUAAUUGUGAUGAAACGGGGCUGUUUUUUAAAAUAUUGCCAGAUAAGACAUUGUGUAUUAACCCUUUCGCUGCCAGAGGGUUUUUGUUUUAUUGAUCACCUAUUUGCCAGAGGGUUUUCUAAGAAAUACUAUAUUAUUAGUUAAUAUAAUUAUAAUUAUUUGUUAUUAGUAUUAUAAUAAUUAUAUAUGUUUCCAAAUUUGUUAGUAUAAUAAUAAUUAUUGUCGAUGGUGUAAUUUUCUUUAUAUUUAUUAUUAUUUUUAUUAUUAUUAUUAUUUACAGUGCAAAUACAAGGUGUUUUAAAAACAUUGAUAAAACCCAGUUACCUGUACAAUGGGAAUCAAACAAGAAAAGUUGGAUGACUUCAGCUCUUUUUAAAGACGGGUUACAAAACUUGAACAGGAUAAUGCGUCGUAAAAAUAGAAAUAUUUUAUUGUUCAUGGAUAAUGCUACUUCUUACUGCAAUGAUGUCACACUUAGCAACAUCACUCUAAAGUUCAUUCCUCCAAAUUGCACUUCAAAUUUGCAACCAUUAGAUAUGGGAAUUAUCAGAGCCUUUAAAGCACAUACCGGAAGUAUCUACUAAGACACAUACUGUGUAAAAUGGACCCUGUACUAAGUGCAUCACAACUUGCAAAAUCAGUCAAUGUUCUUGGAUUUACAAAUCUUGGCAAGAAACAGCUGUUGACACUAUACGGAGUUGUUUUAAGAAAUCGGGCUUUGUGCGUGAUGCUAUUACUACCAAGACACUGACAGAGUCUGACUUAGACACAGAAUUGACCCAUAUGAUGACAUCCCAAUUCAACAACUUAUUGAUGCAUUUCCAAACUGCAAUUUUAGAAGUGUAUCUAAAGUGGAAAAUACUCUUCCAACUGAAGUAAGUAAGUAAGUAGUAAGUAAGUAACGACUUUAUUUAAUGAGGCUAACACAUUCGGUUUCCCGAUCUUCCAUGCGGGCCUCAGCAUAUACAUAGCAUAUACAUAACAAUAUAAAAAUUACAUAUUUUAAAUAACAUAUAUACACAAAUAGAAAAAAAAAAAAAACAAAAAACAAAACAAAAACAAACAAACAAACAAUCAUCAAGAAACCACUUUUUCAUAACCUGGGCAUGAAAAAUACAUUAUUCUACAAGUAAGAUUAGAACAAUAUUGUAAAAACAAAACAUUAUACAUUCUAUUCUUGUGUGGCAUUAUCAUUACAACAAAAUGUACACUCAUUUAAUUAGAAAAUUGACACUUAAUAUAUGUGGCUUGAAAUUUCUUCAAAGUAUCUGAAUUUCGAAUAUAAAUUUGGAUGUCAUUCCAUAUUUUAGGACCAGAAUAGUCAAAUGAUUUCCUAAAGUACUCAGUUGUUGGUUUUGGUAUGACUAGUUUCUCAUUUUGAACAGAUCUUAAGUUGAAGUUGUGUUUGUCAUUUAUCAUUUGGAAUUUAUUUUUCAUAUAAUUAGGAAAAGAUGGCUCAUUUAUAGAUUUAUACAUGAGAAUAGCUUUUUUUGUACAUAAUUCUUUGAUCAAAGGACAUCCAAUUAAGCUCUUUAAAUAGUUCAUUUGAUGGGGAAUCAAAACUUUUAUCCAAAAUUAUUCUAGCAGCUUAUUGAAGAGAUUUAUGAUGGACCCGAUUGAAAGGAGACAUUUCUCAGCCCAGUUUGUUCUAUAAAUCCAGACCCUGUAAACAAUAGUGACACAGACGAUGAUGAUUCUCUUGAAACGCCAUCUUUAAAUCUGACAAACAGAGAGGCUUUAAAAAUGUUAAAUGAACUUGUUCUUUUUGGAAUGUGCAAAAACAGUUCGAUCCUAAAUGACGUUUCUAAUGCGCAAUCUAAGCUUGAAAAGGACAUUCUAUGUGACUUGUCAUCCAAAACACCGGCAAGCAUCUUAAACUGUUUUACAUCAACGAAAUGAAAACAAAAGAAUACGAGGGUUGUCCA
This is a messenger RNA of Ruditapes philippinarum (Manila clam), 2663 nucleotides long. RefSeq names its product tigger transposable element-derived protein 4-like. Gene Ontology annotation, molecular function: DNA binding. Bases 186 to 833 code for a protein of 215 amino acids. The record is from RefSeq and is a predicted model, not a curated record. The transcript has a single exon. Gene Ontology annotation, cellular component: nucleus. Lineage: Eukaryota; Metazoa; Mollusca; Bivalvia; Venerida; Veneridae.